Molecule: messenger RNA, 1003 nt
Organism: Neohortaea acidophila
Lineage: Eukaryota; Fungi; Ascomycota; Dothideomycetes; Mycosphaerellales; Teratosphaeriaceae
Exons: 1
Coding region: 399-959 (186 amino acids)
Source: RefSeq, a predicted model, not a curated record
GUGGAACAUGAACGUCUGCACCGCUCACCAUCAUCUCGCGCCUCUCUCUGAGCUGGCACUCAUGGUGCAGCUGAUGGCUCAAUAUUGGAACACCUUCGAUCCGCCGAGUUUUGCGCUGAUGACACCUAUCGAACAUCGCAAGAGCAUCGCAAAAGCAUCGCUCCCAUUGACAGCCACCACCCCAGAGUACCACCCAUGGCGCAAGGGCUUGCUUCUACGCCGCUCGAAUCGCACCGCAUGAGCCAGCCGAUGCUGCCGAGCGUGUGAGAUCGACGAGGCACAGAAGAACCGGUGAGCGGCCGCCAUCGCGCCAUCGAUGACAUUGAGAAUGUCCGCAUUGAGAUGGUGUCACCAGCCCUUGUCGGCCACAACGUCGGUGCGACAUUGGCUGAUCCCCCAUGUCUCGGCCGAACACAGCGCUGCUAUCCACUUGGUGUAACGAUGGGGACGGAAGAGCGUCAUCCACGCGGCGAGUCCUCGUCUCCAAGAAGCCCGCUCCGAUCAAAGUGCCUCGUCCUACUCGGCUCGGCAUGAUAAGGAUGACUGGCCCGAUGUAUACCGUUCAUCAUCGCCAAGCCGUAACGACGGCGACGGACACCGAGUACGACGGACACAACCUCUCUCCGCUAGCUCGGGAGAGCACAGACGGGAGUGGUGGCACGAGGCGUCCGCGUGGCUGGGACCCGUCCAGGCGUGGAAGCUUCCAUUCGCUGCGUCCGCCCGUGAAGCAAGGCAUGCCCCAUGCCCGCCAGCGGAUGAGAGUGAGUCCAAUCACGUCUGGUCAAGACAGCAAACCUGUCCAUGUGACCAAGUUGUUGUUGGCUACGCUGCUUCAACGGCCACGUUGCAUUAUCGCUCUAUCUAUUUCCGUCCUGUCUCGUCGGAGAAAGCACUGGAUGCACACCCCGGAGACUACACGUGACAGUCUCUCCGAUAGUCUUCGCUGCUGUCUGGCAUAAACGCAUGUCCUGCGAAUGGAAAUGUGAACGACACAGAUACUGGC